AUGCGUGUCGCUGGCUUUCUUGCUCUGCUCGCCGGGCUCUGCGUGACCGUAGAGGGGGCGCCAAGGCUCCUUGAUCCCUAUGAGCGGAGGACUCAGAGCCACACUUCGACGGUGCUGACUCGCCACACGGAGUUGGGCCUGUUUGAGCACCGUGGGCAUGUUCCUACUUUGACGAUCGCGAAGACGAGGACAAAUCCGCAGCCGGUUACUUUGUUGUCAACCAUCCAUUUCACAACCACUAGGAACCUCAAGCCCGUGACUGUGACUGAGACGGACUGGGUAUCAUCUACGGUGUAUGUGGCUGCCGCGGCGGAUACCGAUGUCGCCUCGGUCACUUCGACCGAGUUUGAGACGGUCACUGUAUCUGUGACUCCGUCCGCUGUCUCUAGCACCGUCUCAACAGACACCACCGUAACCGUCACGUCGACCUCGACUAUCGAUGCUCCAGGCGACUUCUUGCCGAUUGUGUCGACCCUUCCAACGGAAACAGCAGUGGCACCAAUCGAACUCAAACGAGGGCUCGACCACCCCCCGUCAAGAUCUAUAGGCUUUAAAGACCUGCGGCAUCCGCAGGCCGUGAAGUAUAUAGAAGAAACAAUCAUCGAAACGGUCAUCAUCGAGAUCGUUGUCGGCAAACCAAUCACCAAAACAGAACCCGCAUCAAGAAUCACCACCAGAACAACCAGCGUCAUCACAGCUACAUCUACCAUAAUUCCCCCGGAAAUCUCAACAACAUUCCUCUACACAGUCACAUCAACCAUAUCGUCAACAAAAACCCUUCAACCACCAACGAUAACACUCAGACCAAAAAACACAGUAACAGCAUCCAGUACAACAUCCCUCUACGCCGCCUGCGCAACCCCCAACAUCGCCGGCUCACGGCUAUCAUCGGACUUCGGCUCCCUAGCCGGUGGAUAUAUCUCCGAGGUUUCAUGGACUCCUUCGCAGAUCCCGGGGAGUACAUGGCGAAGAGGCGAUGCGAACUCGGCGUACGACUGCUGCGUGAGCUGCAUGCAGGAUGACAGUUGCGCAUUCAGUACUUUUGGGGUCGGGUUCUGCUACUUGGUUGACUCGACUACGUGCUCUGGGUCGAAUUAUGCGAAUGCGCUUGUCGUGCAGGGUGACGGCGGUGGUUUGAUGCAGGUGUCGAAUGGGAAUUGUGGGGUUGUUAUCGAGGGUUCUAACUAG
Penicillium riverlandense is the source of this 1188-nucleotide messenger RNA. RefSeq lists its product as uncharacterized. The transcript has a single exon. NCBI's taxonomy places the organism in Eukaryota, Fungi, Ascomycota, Eurotiomycetes, Eurotiales, Aspergillaceae. Bases 1 to 1188 code for a protein of 395 amino acids. The record is from RefSeq and is a predicted model, not a curated record.